Messenger RNA from Polyodon spathula (Mississippi paddlefish), 2456 nucleotides. Its product is annotated as zinc finger protein Aiolos-like. Gene Ontology annotation, molecular function: DNA-binding transcription factor activity; RNA polymerase II cis-regulatory region sequence-specific DNA binding. Gene Ontology annotation, biological process: regulation of transcription by RNA polymerase II. NCBI's taxonomy places the organism in Eukaryota, Metazoa, Chordata, Actinopteri, Acipenseriformes, Polyodontidae. The transcript is spliced from 3 exons. Gene Ontology annotation, cellular component: nucleus. The record is from RefSeq and is a predicted model, not a curated record. Bases 1327 to 2142 code for a protein of 271 amino acids.
UUUUUUGUUUGUUUUGGUUAUGAAAAAUCUUCAUAGUUUUGUGACCUUUUUUGUAGACUUUAUUUUUAGGUUGCAAAGUAGUUAUAGCACAACAUUUAUAUGACAUUUUUAAAUAUCUUUCUGUCAAAAAUGGCAUUUUAAAAAUAUCACAAAAACAGCGUGCAAACCUGAACCAAAGCAGCAAACCGAAAUGAGCACACCCAGUUACUUUCAAGUCAAAAUGUACACGGGUAUAUAUGCGUGUGUAGCAUAAAUAUAUAUAAGGUGAUGCCGUAAAUUAAGGGAAAAAAACCAAACUGAGUUGUUUUUAACAGCUUCAGUUUUUUAAGCUAAUUAAACAUGAAUGUGUGUUUUUUUUUUUUUUUUUUUUUUUUUUUUUUUUUUUAAAAAACACAGCUUCACUUUUAUUGUCAUUGUUUGCUGACUGAACCUUCUAGCAAUGAGCCCAGUCCCUGCAGUCUGUUCAAUAAAUCAAAGAGGAGUCGAUGAAAUAUUCAGGGAUCUUAGCAAGUAAGGGGUCUGAGUGAGCAAUGUAAUUCCCACACCUAGUCUUGCUGUGUAGUUGUUUCCAUCAUUUAUAACAAUACUGUACAUUAUAGAAAAUACAGUGAGGGGUCCACCAUUAGUUUUGUCACUUAAUAAAACAAAAUAAUUGGGAAAGAACAAUCCGAGAUUUUAACAGGAUUUAUACUGGAUUCGAAGAUUUAUAACCAGUUGCUUCCUGAUAAGCGUACAACUUUUUGUAAUAAUCGAACUGUAGGAAAUAGAAACUGCGUUUUAAUAUUUUUAAAAAAAGAAAAGAAAUAUGACGUGAUGAACGGUGUCACGAUAGAAAAAAAAUGACGAAACGAUCUUGGGGAGCCAGCACGUAACCUUCGCUGGCGCUGUUGAUAGGAGUUUAUAAGAGAAAGCAAUAAAUAAAUAAAAAAUAAAUAAAUAGAAACAUCACCCCAUUACACUCGGAACAUCAAGCCAGUUGGAGCCCUAGCACAAGCAGUCAGCCUUACACGAUAUAAACGCGUCUACUGGUUAGCGUUACUACAUCCUCUUCCAAGACAUGUGUACAGUCCAGGCGCGGCUCUUGGGGACCACAGGGUGUCUCUCGCUCGCUAUAAGUCACUUUGAACUUCUACUGGCCACAAACCUGUGCCUCUUAACAGUUGGCAAAAAUUAAAAUUACGUCAGGACUGCUUAACCAACUUCCUCUCAGCUGGAGAGACAGACAGCGGGGAAACAAAAAAAAAAAAAAAAAAAAAAAAGCGAGAGAAAAUAAAAGGUAACGGCAAUACCAGAGUGUCUGAAGACGCAAUACCCGCUAAAACUCCGAUGGGGACAGAACGCACCCUGGUGCUGGACAGACUGGCGAGCAGCGUGGCCAAGAGAAAGCGCUCCCUGCCUCAGAAAUUCACUGGUGACAAACGUCUCUGCCUGGACAUCAACUACAACACCAGCCUGAUGUACAGCAAAGAGAGCGAGCUGAUCCAGCGGGGCAUGAUGGAGCAGGCCAGAGGCUACAUGGGCGCCGAGAACAUGCGACCCUUGAUCCAGACCCCUCCGGCGGGCGCUCCUCCUCCCGAGAUGGUCCCUGUAAUCAGCAGCGUCUUCCCCCUCUCUCUCACCCGCUCCGAUAUGAACGGCCACGAAUCCGAGGGCGGGAGCCACCAGCACCCGCGGGUCAAACAUCAGCCUUCCAACCGGGGCCCGUCUCCCAGCAAUAGCGGGCACGAGUCCGUCGAAGCAGACAGCAACCCCCAGGAGGAGCAAGGGCAAGGGCACGGCAUCUACAACCUGGGUCACCUGCUCCUCACCCGGCCCCACAACGGCCUGCACCCCCCCCACCUCCACCCGCACCCCCCCCACCACCUCAAAGACCUGCCCCUCCGACCCUACGAGGCCGGCAGGCCCCCCCUGUCACCCCACGACGUGUUCAGGGUGAUUGGCAGGGAGGGGGAGGCUGUCCCUGCUUUCCGCUGCGAGCACUGCCACGUCCUGUUCCUCGACUACGUCAUGUUCACCAUCCACAUGGGCUGCCAUGGCUUCAGGGACCCUUUCGAGUGCAACGUGUGUGGAUACCGGAGCCAGGACAGAUACGAGUUCUCAUCGCACAUAGUGCGCGGGGAGCAUCGCUUCAUAAAUAAAUGAGGCUUUGACGCACGCUUAUCUGUUUUUUUUUAAAGUAGCAUUGCUUUUUUUUUAUUAUUGUGUAAGACUGUUAUAUAUCGCAAAAGGUUGUUUUUUGGAUGUACACAAAAGGUCUAAAAUUAUUUUUUCAAUUGUAAUAAACUUAUACUGCAGUAUGUUUACUUUUCUUUCUGCACAGCUGAAGGGCUGUGCAGAGAAAUAAAAAAAAAAUCAUUCUAGCCUUUUGUGGACAUCAAAUGUCGAUUCAUUUAUGUCUCCUUUCAAAUUUAUAUAUAUAUAUAUAUAUAUAUAUAUAUAUAAUAUAUAUAUAUAUA